AUUCAAAGACAUGGAUUUUGAUGUUAAUAACUCCGAUUUAUCCGAGGAAUUUUUUGAUGCAAGAUCGGAGCAAUUUGACACAACACCAUUAGAAAUGGACCUCACAACAUCUCUAAAGGAGGGAAAACUGGCGAUUAACUAUUUCUUUGAUAACAGAUUUGAAGAGGCUCGGACACUGUUAAAACCUUUUACUGGAACGAGUCUAUAUCAUUCAAUGGGCACUGCAGUGUUUGCAUUUCUUGAGGCAAUGCUUACUUUUGAGAACGUUGACGAAGCAUCCGCCGAACUUAAAAAGUGUAUAGAACUCUGCCAAGGUUUUCGAAAAAAAAACACGUUAAUGGAAGCAAUCAGCAAUACUUUCAAAAAAGAAAAUUACAACAGCCUCACAGACUUGGAAUGUCACGCAGAGCUCUGUAUGGCCGAAGUUUUGCUGAUGAGCGCUUUGCUCACGUUUAUCGAAGACGAAAAUCUUAGUGGACUCAUACGAGGCAGUUUACAAGUCCGUCAAUGCUAUAAUUGUUUUAGAUUCUGUGGACAAAUAAUGAAACACCGCACAUGGGAAUCGAGUCCAACGAGCGUAAAAAUGCAUUUUCGAAGCGGAGUACAUCUGGGAAUCGGUACUUUUAACCUAAUGAUAUCUAUGCUGCCCGUUCGCGUUAUUAAGGUACUGCAAUUUAUUGGACUCUCUACUAAUAGGAAGGAUGGCUUAAAUGAUCUACGCAUAGGAUAUGAAGAAAACGGAUUACGGCAAAUAUUAUGUGCACUAUCAUUGUUGGGUUAUCAUCUAAUGGUUAUACCCAUGGUCAGCGCUAAACUUUCCACGAAUGAUCUCAAACUAUGUGAUGAGAUACUGACUAGCCAAUUGGCCAUAUAUCCGAAUGGUGUUUGGAUGUUAUUCUUGAAGGGGAGAUUUGAAUUAAUCCAAGGCCAUUUAGAUGCUGCUGAGUCGUGGUAUGUGCGUUCCUGGAAAUCUCAGAAUGCUUGGCCACAAUUCCACUAUUUGAGCUUUUGGGAACUGUUAUGGAUUAAUUGCAUUCAGCAGAAGUGGUAUGAUGCUCAAUUUUAUGCUAGCCAAUUACUCGCGAAAAGUAAGUGGUCACGAUCUAUAUAUACCUAUCAAUUAGCUGUCAUCAAAUUAAUGUUAAACCCUAAAUCGGACGAAGAACAAAGGCAAAUUGAAAAAUUAAUGUUGGAGGUUCCAGUGUACAGGCAAAAAAUCGCUGGCAAAUCUUUACCAAUGGAGAAAUUUAUGGCUGGCCGGUCUAUUCGAUAUAAGAGCCAGAAUAAUAGACUCGUCUUGCCUCUGAUUGAGUUGAUGUACCUAUGGAAUAUGUUUAAAUUUAUUGGCAAAAAUUACCAAAUGGCUGAUAGCAUUCUACAAAUUAUAGAUGGUGAGCUCGCCAUGUGUGGAAAAUCAUCUAAUGAUUUAUAUUACGCUGAUAAUCGUGCACUCUGCCUUUUGCUACGUGGAUCGUGCUAUGUCCAAAUGGGUAAAUCAGUAUUAGCUUUACAGGAUUUUACUGAAUGCAUUCAUCAAAAUGGAAUUGUCGAAGAUCACUUUAUAAUCCCGUAUGCCUACGUUGAAUCUGCUCUUUGUCACGCACCUAAUGAUCCAGCUCUAGCAAUAUCCAUGUUGCAGGACGCUAAACGGAAGUUCUCGAAGUAUGCAUUGGAAUCGAGGCUGCAUUUCAGGAUUCAUAUGGCUCUCAUUGAAUUAAAUGGAAAUAGUCAGAAAUAGUGACAUAUAUAUAAAUGAUAUGAUAGUGUCAUGGCC
This is a messenger RNA of Drosophila navojoa, 1774 nucleotides long. Its product is annotated as tetratricopeptide repeat protein 39B-like. NCBI's taxonomy places the organism in Eukaryota, Metazoa, Arthropoda, Insecta, Diptera, Drosophilidae. The record is from RefSeq and is a predicted model, not a curated record.